Molecule: messenger RNA, 4438 nt
Organism: Serinus canaria (Common canary)
Lineage: Eukaryota; Metazoa; Chordata; Aves; Passeriformes; Fringillidae
Gene: RFESD
Product: Rieske Fe-S domain containing
Exons: 5
Coding region: 216-857 (213 amino acids)
Molecular function (GO): 2 iron, 2 sulfur cluster binding
Source: RefSeq, a predicted model, not a curated record
GCUCUUCCCUUAUCAGGCCAGCCCCAGCGUGUCCCUGGCUCUUAUCAGCCCUGGCAGAGCCAGUUUCUGAUGCACUGAACCCCUAAAUUCCCGUCCCAGGGUGCUGCAGGGCCUGGCCCCAUUGCCUCCAGCUUGCACUUAAAGAGGUGCUGAGCAGCACCUUGUGACAUAUGGGGACAAGGCAGGGCAGUGGUGACAGACCGUGAAGGGAGGAGAUGCUGGACCUCAUCAUCCUCACCCUUCAUUUCUUCAUCUGCUUUCUCAUCUCCAUUGCAAUCUGGUAUGGACUAAAGGAUGUGGAUUCACACAGCUCAAGCACAGCAGGAGCUGAAAUGAGGCCAGAUGGUCUUGUAUUCAUUGGCAAAGAAGAUGACAUAAAGAAGUCCCAAAGAAUAACAGCCAAAAUCGAUGGCAGGGAAAUUGUUGUUUUCUACCAUGAAGGGAAAUUUCAUGCUCUGGAUUCUCGCUGCUACCAUGAAGGAGGCCCUUUAUGUCGUGGAGAAAUAGAGGAUAUUGAUGGACAAGCCUGUAUUGUUUGUCCUUGGCAUAAGUUUAAAAUUACCUUGGAAACAGGAGAAGGACUGUACGAAGGAAUAAAUCCUCAGGAGCCAUCACCAACACCAAAGUGGCAAUCAAAAGGAGUCAAACAAAGGAUUCACAAGAUCACAAUCGACAAUGGGAAUGUUUAUAUCUGCCCCAAAAACCCCUUCCAAGGAAGUUUCUCUCUGAGCUCCGCUGCACUCCAGGAUGUGGUGGGUUCCACUGUUCAGCCUGUGGAGUGCAGAGACAGAACACAGAGCACCACAGAACCACUGAGGUUGGAAAACACCUCUAAGACCAUCAAAUCCAACCAUUAAAUCAGUACUGCCAAGCCCACCACUAAACCCUCUCCCCAAAUGCCACAUCAACACUCCUUUUAAAUACGCCACCCUGCAUGGCUGCAAUUCUUCAGUGUGGGGUUUUUUGUGUGAUUUGUUGUUUUUUUGCAAAGUUCAUUCACAGGCAGGUUCAGUUUGAAGUGCCUGCCCUUCAUCUCUAAGUUCCUCUUGUGUUUGCAGCACUCUGUCUUGCUUUCAAUGUAUGUCACGGGUAACUAGGCUUGUGUCAACACUCCUGUUGAUACAAAUGUGUUUAGAAGUAGUGAGGCAGAAGGAAAGAGUCAAAGGAAAAUUUGUACUGCAUUGAUCACAACGAAUAAAGCAAAGUACACAAUCAAUUAAUUUCACUACAGCUAAAUUGAGAGGAAACCACCUCUGGUCAUGCCUCCUUGACAUGGUUUGCGUAGUUGACAGGGAAAAGUGUUACCUUGAAAAUGCUGUUGAGCUGACCUGCCCCAGUUCUGCAUUUUAUAAGAACUACAGCACAGAAAUGCUUUUCUUGCCAUCUGCCUCUUCCUCCCCCUCCUCCUUCUCUCCCUGACCACUCAGCCAGCCAGUGCCAGUGAUCAGGCAAAUGCCUGCCUUCUCUCAGGUGAAUCAUGUCUUGAUUAUCUCCUAGAAAAUGCUGUUCUGUACUGACCAGUUCUGUGAUUUGUUGGGGUUUUUUUUAUUACUGUGUUUUUUUAAUAUUGUUUGUUUUUAAAGAAUAUAUCAACUUUUCCUCUGGAAACCACCAGGUAGAUGGCAGGAAGGUGGAGCAGGUACCUUCCUGCCAUCUACCCCAGCAGGUGCCCCAAGGGGCUUAGGUGGUGUCAGGGAGAUGGAGAAUUGCUGCCCCUCCCUCCCUCCUCACCCAGCUACCUGUACCUGAGAUUAAACUUGACCACAGACAUUGUGUCCUAGUAAAAGACAUGGAUCACGUAAAAGGAGAGUGUUGCAAGAACCUCAGAUACACCUGCAUUAACUCAUGUGAUUGCUGAGAUAAUAUUUUUAUUGACUUUUCUGGAAGUAGCGCAUUACUAGAAAUUCACUCUUUAAAUUAAUAAAGAUGCAGUUCAGUUUAAGAAAGCACUGACUCCAAACAAUAUGCUAUCAUCUGUAUGAUGUUUAGAAGAAUGAUGGAAAUAGGAAGUUUUAUCUGAAAGCUUCAUGGACAUGUUUAUACUAGUGGAAGAGUGCUCAGGAUUCUGCAGAAUUUCAUUUACUGGCUAAAAUUCAGAAAAGUGUUUAAUCAUAGGCUUAUGCCUAAUCAUAUUGAAUAAAUACAACUGCAUGUCCAGGCAUAUAUAAAUCCUUUUUCUUCAGUACUUCUCAUGCAUAAUAGCUAUCUGCAAGAGUUUAUGAUUAUUUUGCCUCUUUUUUUCCUUAAGUGUUCUUUCCCAGGAAGUUUGCCCAUUAGAUUUCAUUCCCCUCGUUUUUCCUGUUGAUGAUCACAGAAGAAACAGAAAAUUAUUAACUUAGGCAGCAGUGAACAGAGCAGGGAAGUUUGGUGGGCAGUUGGUUUUUUAUUUAUUUUACCCUUUCACCUUUUCACUUUUCCCUUUUUACUAUUUCAUUUUUUUUCUUUUUUCUUAUUUUUUCUUUCUUUUCUCUUUCUUUUCUUUUUCUUUUCUCUUUCUUUUCUUUUUCUUUUCUCCUUUUUUUAACUUUUGACAGCAAAGAACAAAGUUUCUCUUUCAACAUAUUGAGGUCACAACCUUUAAAAAAAAAUGCAUGCACUGUUCUGAGGUUUGAAGUGUUAGACUGUGCACCUAAUUUGAAAAUAAUUUAAAUAUUUGAUGUCCUAUAGUUGAACAUUCUGAGUCUCUUAUUUUCCUAGCCCUUUCUAGGUUCCUCGUCACAGGGCUAGGAGAGCAUGAAGACGGGGAAAGCACAGGGAGGGAGACGAGGGGUGGUUAAGUCAAGGCAAUGAUGCUGAAGUGGCAUUUAAGGUGCAAUGAAGAGGCAGAAGGAAUCAGUAGCUGUGGGCAGGAGGUCAGUGAGUCAGUGGCUGGAUAAUUACUGCUUCCUAGAGAGGUGUGUUAAUGACAGCAAUCAACCAAGCCAUUCCAGAAGAGUGUUUUGUUUGUUUUUGGGAAGGGAAGUUUAUUUAAUUUGACAAAUGAACAAAUACCAUCUGUUUUUCAUCACAGAUCAGCCAGGCAGGGAGCAGAGAAAUACCUUCUGUGCUUUGGAAGGAAAAUUUUUGUGAUGAUACCGCAAGGCAUUCAGUCUUUAUAAUAAGCAAGCAGCUUGAAGACAAUGAAUAAGUUAUGUUAUGCUAAAAUGGAAUCAUCUUUUCUAGAAAGACAGGGGAAAACUGUGUAGCAGUGUGAAGUGCAGCCUGAGCCUGGACCUGAUGUACCUGCACUGCAAACUCUGAUUAGACAGUGUUGACUGUAAAGCUGGAUGCUGCCCUUUUCCUUCUAUUUGUAGUGCCUUGUUUUGCAGUGCUCCCCUGGCUGCACAUUAAAUUAAGGACCCCUGAAAUGUAAAACGUGCCAUCAAGUUGGGACUGAGAAGUUCAUUAUGGGGCACGUAACCUGGGGGAGAACAGUUUGCAGGAUGGCAGAACACAGAGAGAGAAAAAUGUUCAUUCUGUAGGAAAGCAAUUUUAAAAACAAUCUUUCACCACUGAAGCCCUUUUCAAUAGCUUUGUGCAAUUCCUAAUUUUAUAUUUAAUAUUGGAAUGAAGUCCAGUUUUGAAUUUUGCAUCUCGGGUUCCUGAAAUGAUCAGAAGAUCUGGUUCCCUUGCUGGUUCACAAACACGGACUGUGAGAGUCAGCAUUCACGACCCCCAUCACCCUGCCCCACCGGCUUGGCAACUUCUUUUCGAGGUUCCUGGGGGAGGCAGGGGAUGGGGAAUGGAAAUAAUAUCAGUGGAGAGGCCCUUCAGUCUCUGUGUGAGUGUGGGGAGGCUGCCCUUGGCUGGCAGAGCCCUGUGAGAGCUGCUGCCACUGCAGACCUGGCCAGAGCUGCACCGGAGGUGUCGGGGGUCAUGGUUUUCUGCUGGGCCAGCAAAUUCAGGCAGCUCCAUCAGCAGGAGAGCAGGAACCAUGCUGAGAGGGGCAGGAGUCACUGAGGCUUCUGGGGGGGGGUGGCAAAUUGGGUCAGCUCUUCAAACUCUGUUCUGCAAAUGCUGUUUUUAAUGUGGCAUUUAUUCAUGCAAAGCCAUGGAUUUCAUUAAUGGAUUUUUUAGCUGAAUGAAGAGUUGAGCACAGUUUUGAGCCUCUGCCAUCUAUGAAGUACUGAAGCAGACUAAAAAUGAACGUAACAGUUUUGCCUGUCAGUAAGAAAAACUGGAAAACCAGUGUAGAUCUCCUAAUUAGCCCCUUUGUGACUCUUCCUCCAUGAGACGAAGAGAGUUCCCCAACAAGCAGUACCUGAACAGUGGAAUUGUUCUCCUGAAAGAUGUCAGAGAAGUAUGGUUUAUCAUUGCCAACAACAGUAGUUAGAAAUCCAAGACUUAUGAAGACAACUCCAGAAAUAAUUAUUCUACCUGAAAGUAAAAUAAGUGUUAUCUUUUUAAAACUAACAAGCAAAUCAACCAACAAAUAGUCAUUAAAUUAAUUAUUAAUUAA